This is a messenger RNA of Macrosiphum euphorbiae (potato aphid), 1173 nucleotides long. The record is from the annotation of a GenBank genome assembly. NCBI's taxonomy places the organism in Eukaryota, Metazoa, Arthropoda, Insecta, Hemiptera, Aphididae.
AUGCCUAAGAAGAGAAUAAUUAAUCAUGAUGAGCCUGCACCCGCGAGGCCUCAUAGAAAUAUGAAAGCCAAAGUAGUGUUUGAUCCAUCUGAUAAUCAUAUACCAAAGAAGAGAGCUAAAUAUUCUUUCAAAACUGAAAAACCUACAGAAGCUACUACUGUAAAAAAAACUACAAAUGUUAGAACUCAUGUUAAAAAAAGAAAACAAGUUACCACAAAAUCAAAAUUUCUUGGGGUAACCGAAUUAUUAGAUGGUUUGUCAACUGAAAACAAAACUAAAUCUCCAAUAGUUUCACCUACAAAUUCUCCAGUAAAAAAAAUUGUUCUUGCUGAAGAUCCUCCAGAUGGUUGUUUUAUUUGUUUAACAAUUUCAGAAAAGUCAGAAUUAACUGACUGUACGAUUUGUUCGAUCAGAGCUCAUAGACACUGUUUAAUAGUUAAUGAGCCCAUGUGGAAAUUCAAAUUAGAUUUAGGUCCUUGGCUCUGUAAAGAAUGCAGAAAACAAAAUUGUAGCAAAUGUCUCAAAGAUGAUUCCCAGUCGGAGAUAGAGCAUCGCUGCAUAACUUGUGAAGUUGGUUUACAUUCCGAUUGUUAUGAAUCGUGUGAUGUUAAACCAUUACAUGAAUUAAAUACUGGUAUGUAUGUAUGUAUCCCUUGCAUGACUUUGGCUACUCAAAUAAACCCAGAAGAAGAAGAAGAAGUAGUUGAAGCUGUUAAAGCAGUUAAAGCAGUUAAAGCAGCCGAGCCAGUUGAACCAGUUGAAGCAGUUGAAGCAGUUGAGACAGUAAAUGAUGUUAAUAAAGAUGACGUCGAGUCACGCACCUCAAGUAUUCAGUCUAUAUCAUCUGACGAAGAUGACACAGAUUCAAAAAGUAAUAGAUCUUAUAGUUGUUCAUCGGACUGUGAAAUAUAUGAUUCUGAUCAAAAUAAUAGUAUCCCAAAUAUAACAAAAUGGAAUAAAGAUCAAGUGUUUAAAUAUUUAGCAGAUGUUUUACCCAAAGAAAUUAUUGAUCAAAUAAUUAAAUAUGAUCUUGAUGGACGUGCUGUACAAUUACUUCAACGGGAUGAUAUCAUAUCAAACAUGGGUUUGAAACUUGGACACGCAUUGAAAUUUUACAAACAAGUGCGAAUUUUACAAUCGCAAAGUACUCUCAGUCGCAUAUUUUGGGAAUAA